Talaromyces marneffei is the source of this 1791-nucleotide messenger RNA. RefSeq lists its product as uncharacterized. NCBI's taxonomy places the organism in Eukaryota, Fungi, Ascomycota, Eurotiomycetes, Eurotiales, Trichocomaceae. The transcript is spliced from 2 exons. Bases 1 to 1791 code for a protein of 596 amino acids. The record is from RefSeq and is a predicted model, not a curated record.
AUGUCGAUGAUUCCAUACAACGAGCGAGAUCUCUAUACAUACCAGUCGUCUAACAAUAUCGACGAAGCAGAUGAAUCAACCGGCUCAUCAGAAACCCAGGAGAAUACACCCUCAACUAUAGAUGACAGUAAUAAUAAUUCCUCAAAAGAGCAUCGGAUUGAGCCGCACGCACUGACCCAUCUAUUUCAAUGUCCGCUAUGCUCACUACCACUUCAGACACCCUUUCGUCUUCCGUGCGGAAGGACGAUUUGUCGUUCUUGUCUUCCGCCGUUGAAGAGACGAGAGGCAAUUUCGUAUUUGCAGGGUAACAAUAAAGAGCGAAGAGAGGAAGGGUUUAUAUGUCCUUGGAAGGAUAAAGGGUGUGGAAAUGAGCGUGUGUCGGCCGAGCAUGCGCUGGAUGAUUGUGGUGUGGAUGUUGUUCUAGGGAGGAUUUUGGAUGUUUUUGAGAAGGUGGCGAAUGAUUUUGAGGAUGGAAAGCAACAGUGGUCUGGGACUGAUGUAUGUAUGCAAUGGAAGAUGACGAUGCAUGCUACCGGUGUUGCCGAUGAAGCUGAGACAGAAAGCGACGAUGUUACGACACACCCAAAGGAAGAGGUAUGUAAAGCUACCUUACGCGCUGGACGCUACUUGGGUACAUACCUGCUGGCUCGGGAGGGACGCUUACCAUACGACGCCGGAGAUGUCGUCUACGAGGACACUGCCGUCAUCAAUAACGAAAAGGAAGAACUACUGAACGAUGACACAAGCAACAAAAUAGACGAAGUUAUCUACGAACAGCUCAGAACCGGCAUCAGAGACGAGCUUGAUUGCCGAGUAUGCUACGGUCUAAUAGUUGAUCCAUGCAUCUCUCCCUGUGGCCACAGUUUCUGUUACGAAUGCGCAAAUCGCAUACGAGACACCUCAAACCUCUGCCCCCUCUGUCGCAAAAAGAUGGAUCUCUCCUUUCGCGAAGGGCCCAACCCAGCCCACGGCGUUCUACGCUGUCUGUUAGACGCCUUUUUCCCCGAUGAAAUUAAAUCUCGCAAGGAAGCCAUUGAGGAGGAUGGAACAUGCGAUGAUGAUGAACUACCUCUAUUUGUCUGUACUCUGGCGUUCCCAUCAACGUCGACACAUCUUCACAUCUUUGAGCCGCGGUAUCGGCUUAUGAUUCGCCGAGCACUGGAUUCUGGGAAUAGUAAAUUUGGAAUGGUGACUCAUAACUUUUAUCAUGAUCUUGCGACGGAGGGGCAUCCAGAUCGAUCGCCGGAGCCAUUUAUGCAAUAUGGGACAGCUGUUAGGAUUGAGUGGAGAGAUUUCCUUCCCGAUGGAAGAAUAAUGUUGACUGCUGUGGGGAUGCAUAAGUUCAAGAUACUUCGUUACGGUGUUCUCGAUGGGUAUUAUCGUGCGCAUACUGAGCGCGUGGAUGAUAUCAGUCUUGCAGAAGAGGAAACCCUAGAAGCACGGGAAUUGGCGGCAGCGAACCAAAACAACCAGCCAGCAAAUGGCUCGCCAUUAAAUGCCUUAUCAACCCAGCAACUGAUGCAGAUCUGCAUGGACUUCCUCGAAAAACAACGCAUGAACUCUGCACCAGCAGUGCGUGAGAGAAUCAAUCGGGUGUUCGGUCAACCGCCUACAGACCCAGCCAUCUUCCCGUAUUGGUUUGCGAAUGUUCUACCCAUACCGGAUGAAGAGGCAUAUAAAAUCAUACCCUUGACUAGUGUGCGUGAACGACUCAAGGUUGCAGCGACGUGGCCGGGUAAGCUUGAAGGUAGUGGCUGGUCAAUCUCAACGUCCUCCUGCACAAUCUUAUGA